This is a messenger RNA of Pieris macdunnoughi, 1521 nucleotides long. NCBI's taxonomy places the organism in Eukaryota, Metazoa, Arthropoda, Insecta, Lepidoptera, Pieridae. The record is from the annotation of a GenBank genome assembly.
AUGGAAAAGUUAUUUACCUUAAUAACUUUUGCUACAUGUUUGAUAGUAACUUGUGCUUACAAAAAUCCGUACUUUGCGGAAAGAAGGUCGGUGAUAGUUCACCUCUUUGAAUGGAAAUGGGAUGAUAUAGCUUUAGAGUGCGAACGCUUUUUAGGUCCUCGUGGGUUCGGAGGCAUUCAGAUAUCACCCCCAAAUGAAAAUGUAAUAAUUGGGGCAAGUAACCGUCCAUGGUGGGAAAGAUACCAGCCGCUUUCUUAUGUACUAGUCACUAGAUCUGGAGACGAGCGUCAGUUCGCUGAAAUGGUCCGUCGAUGUAAUAAUGUUGGAGUCAGAAUCUACGUGGAUGCCGUAAUCAACCACAUGACUGGUGAGCCUCGCGAUAAUGUUGGCACAGCUGGGAACACAGCUGAAUUUAGGGAGUGGCAUUAUCCAGCUGUGCCUUUCACUAGAGAACACUUCAACUGGCCACCGUGCGGCAUUGAAGGUUCCGAUUAUAAUAACAAUGCUUGGAGAGUCCGGAACUGUGAAUUAGUUGGAUUAAAAGAUUUAGACCAAUCCAAGGAACAUGUACGGCGAAUGAUUGUCGAAUUUAUGAAUAAACUUAUUCACUUAGGAGUGGCAGGGUUUAGAAUCGACGCAGCAAAACACAUGUGGCCUGAAGACCUCCGCAUUAUAUACGACAGACUUGACAACUUGAAUACAGCCCAUGGCUUCCCACCAAACGCGCGCCCAUAUAUCUACCAAGAAGUCAUAGACUAUGGUGGCGAAGCUGUCAGUAGGGACGAAUAUACACCUCUCGGAGCUGUCACAGAGUUUAAAGCCGGCAUGGAUUUGAGCAAUGCGUUCAGGGGGAAUAACCAGCUCAGAUGGCUUAGUUCUUGGGGUCCUACCUGGGGUUUGUUAGCUCAUGGGGAUGCCUUGACCUUCAUUGAUAAUCAUGAUAACGAAAGAGGUCACGGUGGUGGAGGGGGCGUGUUGACAUACAAGCAAUCUAGACUUUAUAAGGCCGCUGUAGCAUUUCUUUUGGCCCACCCAUAUGGCGAGCCGCAAAUUAUGAGUAGCUUCGACUUUGUUGACUCCGAAAUUGGACCACCGAUGGAUAGAUUCGAAAAUAUCAUUUCGCCUUCUAUUAAUUCCGAUGGUUCAUGCGGGAAUGGGUGGAUAUGCCAACAUCGCUGGCGUCAGAUCUAUGGCAUGGUGGCAUUUAGAAAUGCUGCUGGUCAAACAGCCUUGAACAAUUGGUGGGAUAAUGGCAGCAAUCAAAUCGCAUUUAGCAGAGGAGACAGAGCAUUCAUUGCGUUUAACAACGAUGGGUGGAGCUUAAAUCAAAAUUUGCAGACAGGUCUUCCAGCUGGUACCUACUGUGACGUCAUAUCCGGGGAUAAAGUGAAUAACUCCUGUAGAGGAAAGACCGUCAUAGUUAGCGGAGAUGGACGGGCACACAUCUCUAUUGGACCCCAAGAUUACGACCUUAUGUUGGCCAUACACGUUGGCCCUGAGGUAAUAAAGAUAUUUAUAUAA